Messenger RNA from Cheilinus undulatus (humphead wrasse), 7308 nucleotides. RefSeq names its product disks large homolog 5-like. The coding region runs from base 413 to 6439 and encodes 2008 amino acids. NCBI's taxonomy places the organism in Eukaryota, Metazoa, Chordata, Actinopteri, Labriformes, Labridae. The transcript is spliced from 34 exons. Gene Ontology annotation, biological process: regulation of apoptotic process. The record is from RefSeq and is a predicted model, not a curated record. Gene Ontology annotation, molecular function: protein binding.
UCAACGGUGAGACAUGGCGGAGUUUGUGGUCCGAUAGAAGGGGCUCUCUGAGUUUUCUUACACUUUUCAACAUGUCGAAGAAACUUAAUUUCGGGUCGACAAUGCCUUCGUAACGUGUGCAGAGCGGAACUUAAAGAGGCAGAGGCGUUUUUUUGGUCGGGAAGGACGGAGCGGCGGUUGGGAAAAUGUGUUGUCAUCUUCGUGCAGUCAACAGCCUUGGGCAACAAAUAUGGCCACUUCUUGUGUAUCCUUCAGUUCGGAUCGAAAACCGUCCCAACCGGGCCGAGCGGGAUAGUUUCGGGGAGUCGCUACAGUAGUAGGAAGUGACUACCGCAGAGAUUAAAGGAGCUGGAUUUGUCCCGAGGCUGGUUUUAAAGCGAAGUGAGUGGGGGGAGAAGAGGGAGAAGAAGAGAUGGAGCCCAAGCAUAAAGAGUUGUUGGAGAAAUGUUACCAGAACUUAGUGGAGUCGAUAACAGAUGCGGACCGAGUUGUGGAUGUUUUGGCUCACUGCGGGACCCUGAGCCAGUCUGAGUGCUUCGAGCUGGGACACAACUGCUCCUCCAACUCGGAAAAAGUGGACCUCCUGCUGAAGAUACUGACAAGUAAGGACAGAGACCAUUUCGCAGAGUUUUGCUCGGCUCUGGAGAAGACGCACCCUCACCUGCACUCAGUACUGCUGAACGGUACCGGACCAGUGGAUCACUCCAGCGGCUCCACUUACAGCAUCUUGUCCACCAUGCCGUCUGACUCGGAGAGCAGCAGCUCCCUCAGCAGCUUAGGUACUACCGGUCAAGCCUCCUCCCCUCCGCCCGCCCACAUGGACACCCACCAGGUGAACGAGAAGAUGGAAACGGUCCUGUUCCAGCUGCGGCACGUGACCCGCGAGAGGGACGAGCUGCGUAAACGCCUCGCUCUCUCGUCACCCGGAACCACCUUCGAUGACUGCAGACCAAACUCAAAAGCGGGUCAUGACUACGAGCGUCUGAAGCUGCAGUGCAUGAAGGCGAUGGCGGACCUGCAGUCCCUGCAGAACCAGCACAGCACCACCCUGAAGAGGUGCGAGGAGGCUGUGAAGAAAGCUGACUUCUAUCACACGCUGCACAGCCGCCUGGUGAGCGAGCAGGCCCAGCUGAAAGAGGAGCUGGAGGCGGUGCGACAAGACAACAUCCAGCUGGUCAGAGAGCACAACCAUGUGAAGCAGGCCUGUGAGGAGCUGAGGAGGCUGCAUGAGGAUGACCAGAGGGAGCUGGCUGACAUGAGGAUGCUACACCAACAGGUGAUGAGAGAAGGCUCAUCUGACGUCCUCAACAAGCUGUACGACUCCGCCAUGGACAAGCUGGAGGCCAUGAAGGGCGACUACGAGGUCCUGAGGAAGCGCUACAAUGAGAACACAGCCAGCCACAAUGCAGAUCUGAGCCGUCUGGACCAGGCCGAGGAGGAGAACCACCGUCUGCAGAAACAGCUGGACAUGCUGCUGAAGCAGAGGGACGCCGCCAUCCACUACCAGCAGCAGUACUCCUCCUCUAUCAGAAGGUUUGACAACACUCAGCAAGAGCUGUCCAAGGCCGCAGCACAGAACAAGGAGCUGCAGAGGGAGAUGGAGCGGCUACAGUCGGAGGCGACACGGCUGAAAAUGCAGCAGCUCAAAGCUGCAAAAGACUCUGAGAAAUACAAAGAGGAGCGUGACUCUGUGAUCAGCGAGUACCGUCUGAUCAUGAGCGAGCGGGACCAGGUGAUCAAAGAGGUGGACCGGCUGCAGACGGGGUUGGAGGUGGCAGAGGCCAAACUAAAAAACACGUCCUCAGAGAGACGGGUGGCCAAUGAAGAGAUGGAGGCUCUCAGACAGGAGCUGGCUUCGGCACUGGUAGACAGGGACCGGGCAAUCUGUGAGAAGAACGAGCUGCUGGAGAAAUACUGUCACGAGGUGAAGGACAAGGCUGAGGCGCAGAAGGAGCUGAGCCAGGCCUGCAAGGACAUCGAGACGGUGCGUGAGGAGAGGGACGUGGCCCGCAAGGAGAGGACUGAGGCCAUCAUCCAGAGAGACCAGCUGCUGCGGGAGUAUUACCAGGCCAGACAGAAACAAGACUCGGCCACUCUGGACAUGGAGCGAGCCAACAAGGAGAUUGACAUGCUGAGGAAGCAAUACGAGGCCAUUUCUCAGGAGCUGAAGGAGGCCCUGCAGGAGGCCGAGGUAGCCAAAUGUCGCCGGGACUGGGCCUUCCAGGAGAGGGACAAGAUAGUGGCUGAGAGGGAGAGCAUACGCACGCUUUGUGACAACCUGAGGCGAGAGAGGGACAGAGCUGUGAGUGAUCUGGCAGACGCUCUGAGGAAUCUGGAUGACAUGAGGAAGCAGAAGAACGAUGCUGCGCGGGAACUUAAAGAACUGAAAGAAAAGAUGGAGGACCAGUUAGAAAAAGAGGCGAGGUUUCGUCAGCUGAUGGCUCACAGUUCUCACGAUUCAGCCAUCGACACGGACUCAAUGGAAUGGGAGACGGAAGUUGUAGAAAUUGAAAAGCACAGAGACAUGGAUUUGAAAGCGCUUGGGUUUGAUAUUGCUGAAGGGGUAAAUGAUCCGUAUUUACCGGGAGAUUGUGGCAUUUUUGUCAGUAAGGUGGAUAAAGGAAGUAUUGCUGAAGGAAGAUUAAGGGUGAAUGAUUGGUUGUUGAAAAUAAACGACGUGGACCUGACCAAUAAGGACAGGAAGCAGGUGAUCAAAGCGGUGCUGAGUGGCGAGGGAGUGAUCAACAUGGUGGUACGCAGGAGGAAGUCACUGGGAGGACGAGUCAUCACUCCGGUUCAGAUCAACUUGGCUGGACACAAAGACAGUGGUAUCGGUCUGGAAAGUGGAGUUUUUGUUGCGUCUUUGGCUCCAGGAAGUCCAGCAGCCAGAGACUGUGCUCUCACUGUAGGUGACAGACUUUUAGCGAUUAAUGGAAUAGCCCUCGAUAACAAAACACUCUCUGAAUGCGAGUCUCUGCUGAGGAACUGCCGGGAUUCUCUCAGCAUCUCCCUUAUGAAGUUCUUCCCACAGAGCUGCUCUGGUCAGAGUUUAGCUGAAAGUUUACGGGACUCUGAGAAGCUCUCUCGUCUCCAACCCUGUGAAAUCCACUCUAGGAGCUGCAGGAACUCAAAGCACAACUGCCCCAAGCACAACUGCUCCACACAGACAGAGGUCUGCAGCUGUGACUUAGGGGGCAGAGGGGACGAUGCAUGUAAAGAUGUAGGCGACUCUCUUGACAGCAGCGGCUCACACUGCCAUCAUAAGCCUUUUUCCAAUGGUUCCCUCCACUCCCGCUCCCUCUCCUCCUCCCAUAGCCCUUCUGAGCCCCACCCGGACUUCUGCUACAGGAGACAAGAGCUCCACCACCGCCCCUUCACCUUUACGCCUGUGAUCUCUGACUGCAGCUCACCUCAGGAGCACCUGCAGAACCCUCCAGUGAAGCCCAGCGGAGGCACGUGGCCUAAAGUAAUAGCAGCAGCGUCGAUUGCAGAGUGCGCACAGCUCUCCAUCUACAAAAAAGUCAAACAGAGGAAAUCCAUCUUUGAUGUGGCUGCUUUCAGGAGACCCGAGGUGCCCUCGAAACUGGACUACAUGUCUUUGUCUCAGAUGCCAAAACACUCACCGCAGAGUUCAGUGUCUGAAUCUGCUCAGACUCCGCCCACCCCGCCAGCUAGGAGCGACUCGUUCAGGUUCAAACACCGGCAGCAGAACAGCUCAGCGAGUGACUCCACCAUCACCACGGGCACUCCUCCGGCCUCGCCGGCUCAGGCUAAGAGUCCGCAGGUGGAGGGAGAGGCCGGGAACCAGUUUUAUUACAGCCAUGCUCCUUCAGGAGAGAAUAAGAAACCAGUGGAGGAAGAAGGGAGUCGACACAGAACAGGGGAAGCGCCAAAGAGGAGGUACCGGCCGAAAUCUGCACCGGCACUGCGGCGAAAUGUGACUCCGUUACACAUUCCCAUCCCAGUGCAGGUGCAGAGUUUCUCCAAUGAUGAGCACUCCCCAGAGCCAAUGGACUUGUUACGCUUCUCUCCUUUACGAACAAAUCGGUACAGCAUCAACUUUGCUCCACCCAGCAACAACAGCAUCACAGGACACCCAGCACAGCGAGGUUUAGCCCCAUGUCCUGCUGUCACAGCUGUGAUGAGGAACCCAGUCUACACCGCCUGGAGCCACGAGAUCCAGAACAACAACAACUGUCCUCCAGCUCCCGGCUCAGGCAUCCACCCACAGCCACACACAAGCCCCCAGCAUCAAGGUCGCCACAGUUUGGACCUCAGCCACAAGCGCAGUGGAGACUCGACAGAGACGGGCUGCAACCAACCACCGCACAGCACCAACUCGCUGCCCUCUAGCGCCAGACUGGGCUCCUCCAGUGCUUUACAGUUUCGAGCGGAGCGCAUUAAGAUCCCUCCAGCUCGAUAUCCUCGCUCUACAGGAUCUGACAGAGGCUCCCUCUCACACUCUGAGUGCAGCAGUCCGACACCUCCGAUGUCCCCCGUCAACCUGGAGACAUCGUCUUUCACCAGUAGCCAAUCCCAGAGCUCCAUCUCCAUCCAGCCUAGGAUAUCAGUCAGCCCCGCUCCAGUUGGUGACAGGCGGAAGGAUGGAUGUGUUUCUUAUAACUCUUCUUCUGUCAGACUUCCUCUGGCAGUAAAGCCACAGUUCCUCUCUUUAAGAUGCUUGAGGCCAUACUUGGAGGAGCCACGCAAUGUGACGGUUCAGAAAGGCGCAGAACCGUUGGGGAUAUCCAUCGUGAGCGGAGAGAACGGGGGAGUGUUUGUGUCCAAAGUGACGGCCGGCAGCAUCGCACACCAAGCUCGCUUAGAGUACGGAGACCAGCUCCUUGAGUUUAACGGAAUCAACCUCCGCAAUGCCAACGAGCAGCAGGCCCGGCUGGUAAUCGGGCAGCAGUGUGAUACAGUCACCAUUCUGGCUCAGUACAAUCCUCACAUGUUCCAGCUGGGAAACCACUCACGAUCAGGUUCCCGUAUGGAGUCCAUCAGCAACCAGCCAACUCCACGUGACAGCGGAGCCACGACGCCAGACAACCACGCUGACUCCCUGAGCGAGCAGGACGAGGGAACCAUGACACCGCCGUCUAAACAGACGACUCCUGCGACCAGCCCUCAGAACUCCUUCAGGAUUGCUGGAUCAAGUAUGCGAGGGUCUGCAGAACCUCGUCUGGUGAGGUUGAAGAGGAUCCAGGCGGAGCUAGGGGUUCAGAUCUGUGGAGGAAACCUUCAAGGCAUUUUUGUGGAGAGUCUGGAUGAUGACAGUCCUGCUAAAUGUCCUGAUGGCCUUUUACCUGGAGAUUUGAUACUGGAGUACAAUGGCGUCAGCAUGAAGAACAAAUCGAAAGAAGAGGCUUACCUGGAAAUGCUGAAACCAGCAGAAACAAUCACAUUCAAGGUCCAGAACUGCGUUGACAGCCUCCCUGAAAUCAAAGAGACACAUGGAGAUGGAUUUUACAUAAGAGCACUUUAUGAGCGUGUGGCGGAGGUAGAGCAGGAGCUGAGCUUUAAUAAAGACGACAUACUAUACGUGGAAGACACACUACCAAAUGGAAACUUCGGCUUUUGGAUGGCCUGGCAGCUGGAUGAGAAUGCACAAAAACUGGAAAAAGGGCAGAUUCCAAGUAAAUACAUGAUGGAUCAGGAGUUCUACAGGAGACACAGCUCUGCUGAUAUAAAAGAUGAUAACGGUACCAGUAAGACUCUGGGGGCUGCUGCACGCAGAUCUUUCUUUCGCCGGAGGCUGAAGCACAAACGCAGCGGUUCUAAAGACGGGAAGGACUUGAUGGCUCUUGACGCCAUCAGCACGGAUUCUUUACCCAUCACUGAGGAUGGAGUGAGCCUGAUGUACCAGCGGGUUCAGAGGGUGGAGUGCUCGUCUCCUCGAGCUGUGCUGGUGCUGGGUCCGUUAGUGGAGGCCAUUAAGGACAUGCUGGUGAAGGAGGCUCCUGAGAAGUUCUGCCGCUGUCUGCCUGAGAUCAUGAAGGCAUCUCAGCAGGCGAUAGAACGUGGAGUGAAGGACUGCGUGUUCAUUGACUACAAACGCAGAAGCGGCCAUUUUGAUGUGACAACUGUUGCAUCAAUCAAAGAGAUCACAGAGAAGGACUGUCACUGUUUACUUGACAUCGCCCCUCACGCCAUUGAACGUCUGCACAGCGUCCACAUCUACCCAAUCGUUGUCUUUAUUCGCUACAAAAACGCCAAACAGAUAAAAGAGCAGAAGGACCCUCUGUACCUGCGGGAUAAACUCUCGCAGAAACAUUCCAAGGAGCAGUACGAGGCGGCGCAGAAAGUGGAGCAGGAGUACAGCCGCUUCUUCACAGGCGUUGUUCAAGGCGGCAGCGUCUCCUUCAUUUGCACUCAGAUCAUGACCAUCGUGGAGCAGGAGCAGAGCAAAGUUCUGUGGAUUCCAGACGGAGCAGCAUAGAGAAUUUUCUCGACUCACUCUCACCUCUCAUCGCACGUCUCUUGUAAAGCAUCAGAAAGGAUGUGGUUUUUGUUUUGAGAAGCAGAGAAACGGUACUUCAAGCAGACAUCACAGCUUUCUCACAAUUAGAAACAUGAAGCACUGAUGAAGAGGACUGUCUAAUAUUCCCACUACAACAGUGAUGUACUGUACAGAUAGAUUUGUUUACACUUAAUACUUGAAGGUUUCCCUCACAAGUAGUAGCACUCCGUUAAUCCACUCUGUCCUGUGAACACGCCAAACCACCACAAGAUGAAGACUCUUAAAAUGAAGAUAAAGCGGACCACCUCUUUAUAUUUAUAUGUAUUUUCCUGCCAUUUAAUUUAUCUAAUCAAUCAAAGAUGAUGCUUAUAAAACUUUGUAAUACAAUGUAGCUCAGUAGUUUAUAGGAAGGCAAUAUUUUCUAAUCAAUGGUCUUAUUUAUAGAAUAAUCAGGGCGAAUUUGCCUCCUACCUUCACAUCAUGUUGUAGUUUUCUGUUCUACUUCGACCUCAUUUCAGCUCUCAUUAUGAGAUUGUGCCAAGCUAAAAAUAUUUGCCAUUAACUCUCCAUUUUUGGAUGCAUUAACCCUAAAACUUCAGUUCUAAGUUAAAGAGCAGGUGUUAGUUUGUCAAAGUUUGUAUGUUCUACUGAUUUUGCCAACACUCGUCUCUUUUUGGAUUUAUAAGAAGGGAUAUUUUAUUUCUGGUUCAUGGUUAACACAAACACACUCACCUUUUUUCAUUGUCAACAUUUCAUGUCUAAGUUUGGAUGAAACACUUCUGGGCAGGUUUUCUCCUAAUGAAGGUUAAUAUUUCUAUAAAAUAUUAAAAACAGAACUAUGAAAGGAA